Sparassis crispa is the source of this 1227-nucleotide messenger RNA. RefSeq lists its product as hypothetical. NCBI's taxonomy places the organism in Eukaryota, Fungi, Basidiomycota, Agaricomycetes, Polyporales, Sparassidaceae. The coding region runs from base 1 to 1227 and encodes 408 amino acids. The record is from RefSeq and is a predicted model, not a curated record. The transcript has 5 exons. Gene Ontology annotation, molecular function: hydrolase activity.
AUGGAUAUCCAGAAGGAUCUUGUGGAACUAUACACCACUGUUUUCUCCUACCCGGCUAUUGAUAACCAUGCGCACGCUUUCUUGAAACGCGAGUACCGUCACGAAAUUCCGUUUGAAGGUAUCAUUUCCGAAGCGAACGGCUCCGCUCUGCUCGAGGACGCGCCUCAAACUUUGGCAUGCUACCGCGCCGCUGCGCAGCUCGGCAAGCUAUUUAAUCUCUCUGACGGGGCGGACUGGGAAGAGGUCAAGCGUGAGCGGAGUCAGAUGGACUAUUUGGAGCUGUGCCGGCUCUGUAUGACUCCGACGAAGAUACAGUGCAUCCUGAUCGACGACGGGCUCGGCAUCCCUGACAUCGUCUACGACUACAAGUGGCAUGACCAGUUCACCACCAGCCCCACCAAACGGAUCGUCCGCGUUGAGGUCGUGGCGCAGGAUAUUCUUAAAGACCUCAUGGAUACGCACCUCAGUACGGGAACGUUGGCGCCCUUGAACCUCUUCGACGCGUUCGUUGCGACGUUGACGACGGCGAUCACUGCAGCCGCUCAGGAUCCCGAGGUUGCCGGAUUCAAGUCAAUCGCGUGCUACAGGACCGGCCUCGACAUCACGCUCACACAGACCACGCCAGAGCUCGAGCAGUCGAUCACUGGGAUCGCAUUGCAGUACUCUACGAGCAAGAAACUACGCCUCGCCCACAAGGCCUUGAAUGACUUUGUCGUGAACACAACUUUGCGCGUUGCUGGACAAUACGGGAAACCUGUGCAAUUCCACACCGGGCUAGGCGACAACGACAUCUCGCUCACGCACUCUACGCCUGCGCUUAUGCAGCCGAUCAUUAAGGCCUAUCCUAACACCAAGUUCGUGCUAUUGCACUCCAGCUAUCCAUAUACCCAGGAAGCCGGGUACCUUACCGCGGUGUACCGGAAUGUGUACUUGGACUUCGGCGAGAUCUUUCCGUUCUUGAGUGCAGAUGGCCAGCGAGACGUCGUGAAGCAGGUGCUAGAGCUUGCCCCGGUAAACAAGAUCAUGUGGUCAACGGACGGCCAUUUCUGGCCCGACUCGUACUAUCUCGGUACGUUGCAGGCCAGAGAAGCCGUAUAUGAGGUACUGGGGGCGUCAGUCCGUCGCGGAGAUCUGACGUUGGCGCAGGCAAUCAAAAUCGCGAAAGGGGCUUUUUUCGACAAUGCAAACCAGAUCUACAACCUGGGCCUGGUGCCGCAUGUUGCAUAG